Molecule: messenger RNA, 1183 nt
Organism: Arachis stenosperma
Lineage: Eukaryota; Viridiplantae; Streptophyta; Magnoliopsida; Fabales; Fabaceae
Product: zinc finger protein WIP2-like
Exons: 2
Coding region: 125-1075 (316 amino acids)
Biological process (GO): regulation of gene expression; anatomical structure development
Cellular component (GO): nucleus
Molecular function (GO): DNA-binding transcription factor activity
Source: RefSeq, a predicted model, not a curated record
UUUCUCUUGUCUCCCUUCAAACACUGUUUCCUCCUCCAUCUACUUUUAUUUCUUGAUAAAUCUAAAAAAGCACUGUGUCUUUUUGCACACACUACCUCCUUUGAUCACUUUCUUCUUCUGCAUCAUGACAAAUAAUCCUUACUACUUGAACAACAAUGGUUAUUGGUUCGACCUUAAUUCUCCAAGCAGCACCUAUGUUUUUGGUUCCAAUCACGAGUCUCCACCGAGAAGAGAAGCGCUUCCUCUCCUGAAUAAGCUAAGCCCUAGCAGGAGUACGAGUAGUAGGCCUCAAGAUCUGGAAUCUUCGUUUGGUGCCAUGGAAGUGAAGGAGAAGCACAAGAGAGGAGAUGAUGGCGAUGAGAGUGUGACGGUGGCUUUGCACUUAGGGCUUCCAGAAACAAGAAGUAAGAAUAUGACAUGCGAAGAAGAAGUUUCAGCUGCGUCAGUGUCCCAAGAACAAGAAGAAGGAGGAGGAAGAAGUUCUGAUUCGAAUUCGAUGAAUCGAGGUCAAUAUUGGAUCCCAACACCGGCUCAGAUUCUGAUUGGUCCAACACAGUUCUCUUGCCCCCUUUGUUUCAAGACCUUCAACAGAUACAACAACAUGCAGAUGCAUAUGUGGGGGCAUGGAUCACAAUAUAGGAAGGGGCCAGAAUCACUAAGGGGAACACAACCAACAGCAAUGCUUAGGCUUCCAUGCUACUGCUGUGCACCAGGGUGUAAGAACAACAUUGAUCAUCCAAGAGCCAAGCCUCUCAAAGAUUUCAGAACCCUCCAAACACACUACAAGAGGAAGCAUGGAAUCAAGCCUUUCAUGUGCAGGAAGUGUUGCAAGGCCUUUGCUGUGAGAGGUGAUUGGAGGACUCAUGAGAAGAACUGUGGCAAGCUUUGGUAUUGUUCUUGUGGCUCUGAUUUCAAGCAUAAGAGGUCUCUCAAGGAUCAUAUCAAGGCCUUUGGGAAUGGUCACAAGGCUUAUGGCAUUGAUUCUCUUGAUCAAGAUGAUAAUGAACCUGGCUCUGAAAUUGACCAAGAAAAUGAUCAUCUUUCUAAUUCUACUACUCAUCAUCAUCAUACUUGAUUAAUCAAUUUCAUUUCCCUUAUGCUUCAACUACUACAUUUUGGACUCGAUUAUAAUUACUAAUCAAUUUCCGAAUCCCUAGCUCUCACUCUUGCCAAAUACAUUUCU